AUGGCUCCUUCAAAGGUCAAGUUUCUCACUGGUGCUCCUGUCACCUCUGCACUGAACUGGAGUGAUGAGGGCUUGCUCAAUACAUUUUCCUCAGCACUGCAAAGACAUCUGGAUGCCCAUUCGGGUCCUCCACCUACACCUGCGCCUACUCGACCAGUAGCCAGAUGGAGAUCAAUCUUCCUGGCCCCAAACAAGACCUUCCACCAAAGUCCCGUCUUGCCUCGAAGAUUACCACAGGCCAACAUAAGGACACUGCCUCGUCAGAUCCACAACCUGAUAGAGGACCAUGAUGAUGACUUUCUUGACCACUCUUUCGCUCUGGAGGCAGAUCUACAGUCCUCUCAGAUUGCUCCUCACCACCAAAGUCCAGGGGCUGAUGCUGAAGAAGCGACUUUCAUGACAGACGACUCGGUCUAUUCGACAUUCAUGGACGGGCUUGACACCACUAUCAUGUCCACCCAACCUUCCCUCAGAGAAGACUCUGGACCCCGAUCAGGCGCAGCAUUCAGGCCUGUCGGACCCAUCAUGAGCAUCAAGGCCAUCCCAACUGCCGAUUAUCUUCAACGUAUACAGCCUCAAACCAUGACUGUGAACUUACUAGUCGGGAUCAUCAGCAUAGCCCCUGCCAGGACAGUGACAACGCGCAAAGGUGGUCAUGACAUGGACAUCGUCGAACUCACAGUCGGAGACGAGACCAAAGCAGGCUUCACCAUUAGUUCAUGGCAUCUAGCCCAAGACUCUCAGCAGAGCCACAAGGUCGAGGACAAGUCACGCAACGUCCUCUCAUCACUACGUUCACAAGACAUUGUACUUAUCGAACGAGUGGCACUAAGCUCCUUCCGCAAUGCAGUCUUUGGCCAAUCUCUUAAUCGCAGAGCGACCAAGAACACUACCGCAAUCACAGUCCUGCACAAAGCACACGACUUCCGCGCAGACAGCGCACAGCAGUCUACUUUUCCUCUGGCCGUGGAGAACAAACUCGAGCGAGUCCGCGACUGGGUCUCAGUCUUUGUCGGUGCUACCAAACGCAAGGCGCAAUCAGAGCCUUUGCUACGAGCUGGUCCCAAGAAAAGGGAANAGGGUACCCAUAUCGAAGAGUUUCUGCCAGCCGACUCUCAGCCUUGA
Messenger RNA from Aureobasidium vineae, 1125 nucleotides. NCBI's taxonomy places the organism in Eukaryota, Fungi, Ascomycota, Dothideomycetes, Dothideales, Saccotheciaceae. The record is from the annotation of a GenBank genome assembly.